AUGGACGGUGAUGCGGAAUUUAAUGCUUUAGCAUCGGUUUAUCAAAGUAUUAUGCAAGAUAUGAAGUCAAUGUAUCCUUCAUGGGAAAACGUAUCGCACAAAGCUUUAAAAUUAGCAACGCAACUUAAAGCAACUCUCACCUGCAUGAAUGCAUUUAUCGAUGCCUUACAAACGGUUGCAGAUUCGGCUAAUAAUAUUAAAGGUUCUACAAGAGAUAUGGGAGCAUGCUUAACAAGAAUUUGUAUACGGCAAAGAUCAGUUGAAAAUCGCCUUCGCGGACUUGCUGAUUCAUUAACGGACGAGCUAGCGCUAAGUAUUCAGAAUAAAACGUCUUACUGGAAGCAAAGAGCUGUUGAAAUGGACCGUCAUGCUUCAAAAUUCUGCCGAAAAGUAAGAUCGCGCAAAGGAUCGGUAGAUAGUCAAUCACUUAAUGAGCAGAGACGUAUUUGCCACGCCUUGCUUACUGAACAAAGGAGCCAACUUUCCUUUUUCUUAUCUGCACUAGUUCCAGUUCUGAAUAGUGAGUUAGGGCUAUUAGAUGAAGGAAGUCAUGUGCGACAAGCCACUGAUCAUUUACAAUCUACUAUUCGCUCGGUUGAUUCUGGAAAAUUAAUUGAGACUAUACUUGGUGAUAUUCAUCAAGGUGCCGAUCAGUCAUGGCGCAAUUGCCUAAUGCAAGUCGCUAAUCGAGCGUCCGUUGCAUAUUCUAGUGAUGAUGUCUCGUAUCGGACUCCUUCCCCUUCGCCAAGUACGUUCACGUGGCCAGCCACUGUUGAAGAAUCUUUUGUAGAAUCUUCAGUAGCUGCUCUAACAUCGCUUCGAGCGCAUACAAUUUCUAUUGGUGAACAAUCAAGAAGAUGUAUCAAUUCUCAGACUUUUUCACCUCCUACCUCUAGUCAGUUGUCUCUUCCACAUACAAAGCCUCCUCUUCCAAAAAAACCUACGUCGAAUUCGAUAUCAGCAUCUUCGGCGAGUUCAGAUCUUACAACUUUGUCGCAAGAGCAGGUUCCAGUGAUUUAUCGUAAUGGAGGUAACCUAUCUACAUCUUCUACUGAUGUUACAUGCGACACAAUAGUGCGCCGCCCGAGGCCAUUAAGUUUUGCAUGCGACGACUCAACAAAUAUAGCAACUCAUCGUCAGAUGUCUUCGCCAUGUCGUCCAGAUAAUCCAAAUAGCCAAAUGGCUCCUUCGCCAGUGACAACUGAUUCGGUUGCGAAUUCACUCAUCUCAGAGACAAUUGAGCAAAUUGAUAAAUUAGGAUCUGAGUUGGACUUUUAUUGUAAAACUGCCCCUUCUGUUAUGUUUACCCAGCAAACAAUACGAUUCCGUUCUGUGGGUUAUUCAGGAAGUUGUAAGCCGCCACCUCCACCCGAACGCCGCAAUUCUACGAUUACAUCAGCUACACCUAACGCUCCAUCUGUUGCCGAAUUACGUGCUGCGCGAUCGUUGCACGCUGACUAUGCUACAUCGAAUGUUUCAGAUCAUAUAAGCGAAGCUAAUGUCGCAAGCCGUUAUCUUUAG
This is a messenger RNA of Dracunculus medinensis (Guinea worm), 1521 nucleotides long. The record is from the annotation of a GenBank genome assembly. NCBI's taxonomy places the organism in Eukaryota, Metazoa, Nematoda, Chromadorea, Rhabditida, Dracunculidae.